AUGUCGUCAGAGGCAAUCAGUUACAACAGUAAUUCAAACAACCAGAACGGUCAAUUUAGUCAUCUUGCAUCAUCUUUAUCGGCAUCAUCAUCAGCGUUUACACCGUCACAGGACACAACCAAUCUACCCCCGGGAUUGAUUAAUAAGUCGUCCUUUUAUGGAAACCAGCAACAAUACUCACUUUCGCAGCAGCAGCAGCAGCAACCUCAGCAGAUACUGCUACUGCAUUUGCAUCCAGAGCACUUUAAUCAACCACAAUACCACCAUCAGCAAACAUCACAAUCUCCACCUGGUUCCGGUAUCUUAAAGUUGUCGAAUCUACCUCGCGACCUCACAAGAAGAGAAGCCACGUUGAUAUUUGCUCUCGUCAUUGAUGAAGUGUUGAGCAUUGAUGUCAAUGAUUACCAAAUAUUUGCCUUGUUUAAAGACUAUAAUACUUGCGUCACAACUGGUAAAUUAUUGGAUGGUCAACAAAUAUUUGGACACGAAUAUCCACCAAUCAAAGUAGAGUUUGACCGUGGGUUGAACUCGAUGGACUCGCCACACACAUUAGCACAAACACAGUCUGCAUUCAAUGCCAUGUCAUUGUCUUCGUUGAACAACACAUCCCCACCAAAUAAGUUUAAUAAUAUUGCAACUGCGGGGGAGGGAGCUAUAGCACAAACACAGAGUGGUUCACUUAUGGGCUCUAUCAACUCGUCGUCCAAUGUACAACCAAUUGUACCAUUUGAUGUUUUGCAAAAACGACAGUCUGUGGGUACUCAGAGAUCCAGAUUUGCCUUUGGUGAUCCAUUUCAGAAUGAUCAGCAACAACAGCAGCAGCAGCAGCAGCAGCAACAGCAGCAGCAACAACAUCAGCAACAACAUCAGCAACAGCAGCAACAACAUCAGCAACAGCAGCAACAACAACAUUCCAAUCCAUCUCUGUUGCCGCAAAAUUUCCAGCCUCAACAAAGACUUUCUGGCCCUCAAAUGGGACUGUCGCCUGGACCUUUUCUGUCACAGUUGCAUACACAAUCACAGAACGGCCCCACGUUCAAUUUCCAACCUCUGUCCGACGCACAUCAUAAUGGAUUGGCGUCGGCUUCAGCUAACGGAUCUUCUGGAUCAAGGUCGAGUACCGAAGUCACUGGUAAAUCAAUUCUAUUGAUGGAGUCACAAAAUGACGCAAGAGAUUACGACCAGUUGGUUAGAGAUCCUUGGAGCUCUAAUAAUGGAAGCUUGUCGGCGGUACAGAGUCCUACUAUGUACUCCAACCCCGAUUGGAACCCAUCCAGCGCAGUAGCCAAUGGGAAUGCAUCAAAUUUCACUCUACAGCAACCACCUGAUCGUCGAAGAACAUCAUCGUCAUUUUUCGGUCCACAAGUGCCACUGGAUCAAUUGCCAUUAUCAUCACCACCACAUCGUGUAACUGCACCACCCAAUCAAACUCCUCCACAUGGACCCACUGCUUCAGGCUUGAGAUUAGCAUUGCAACAAUCAAAUGGAAAUAACCUGCGACCAGAGUACCAAGCAGGGAAAGGAUCGCAACCAUCCCUGUAUGUUCAGCAACUGAAACCGCAGAGCGGUAGCAAAACCUCACCUGCAGCACUCGUGCAUUCCAGUCCUUCAACAGCGCCAACUACAUCAUCUUCAACAAGCAAGUCGAUCCCCACAUCAAAGGAGAUUCCCGAGCUUUCCCUUUUGGCUAGAGUUCCACCACCUGCAAACCCUGCUGAUCAAAAUCCUCCAUGUAAUACUUUGUAUGUGGGUAAUUUGCCUCCAGACGCAACAGAAGCUGAAUUGCGUACUUUGUUUGCACCGCAAAAGGGAUUCAGACGUUUAUCGUUUAGGACAAAGAAUAGCACAGUUUCGGGAGGCUCUUUGCCAGCAGCAGGUGCAAGUUCCAGUGGACAUAAUCAUGGGCCCAUGUGUUUUGUUGAAUUUGAGGAUGUUGCACAUGCAACAAGAGCGUUGGCUGAAUUAUAUGGACUGGCUUUGCCUAGACCACAUGGAGGAAGCAACAGCAAAGGCGGAAUUCGUUUAUCGUUUUCAAAGAACCCUUUGGGAGUUAGAGGUCCUGGAAAUGCGAGGAGAACUUCAACUAAUCCAUCGAGUAGUGUCUCUACACAAGACUCAUCAAAGCAGCAGUCUUCUGGGGGUGGCUCUAUCAAUGGGAACGGCUAUAAUCACCAGAAAUAA
Messenger RNA from Lodderomyces theae, 2181 nucleotides. RefSeq names its product mRNA-binding protein (gene WHI3). The coding region runs from base 1 to 2181 and encodes 726 amino acids. The record is from RefSeq and is a predicted model, not a curated record. Gene Ontology annotation, molecular function: mRNA binding. The transcript has a single exon. NCBI's taxonomy places the organism in Eukaryota, Fungi, Ascomycota, Pichiomycetes, Serinales, Debaryomycetaceae.